Messenger RNA from Cladocopium goreaui, 4650 nucleotides. The record is from the annotation of a GenBank genome assembly. NCBI's taxonomy places the organism in Eukaryota, Dinophyceae, Suessiales, Symbiodiniaceae.
AUGGACACAUUUAAGACCGUAGUAGAAGCUGCAAAAGCAGCGGGAGCAGAAGCAUGGCUCCCGGCCUUAGUGGAGGCCGAUAUGACCCGGCCAACAGCGCUGGCAACACAUGGCGCAGACCCGCCGGUGUCGGGCAUGCCAGCCGAGACAUGGCGGCAGUUGAGAUCCCACUGUAGCGCACAGCUACCUGGGGCGGGUCGAGGCAGACCCACCAGGAAGGACCAUCCAGUGGCCCAGCCGAGCACUGGGGGGUCACUGGCCAGAGCCCUGGCAGCAGCCGCCAGUAAUGAGAGAGACACCUCAUUACAGUUGUUGAAGAACGACAUAUACUCCCAGUCCAACUCUGGCCCACAGGCCAGCAGAAUGAAGACAUGGAGACAGAUAGCGGCGGCCUGGAAGCUACCUCCGCUACCACUCACACCGGAGCUCAUACAGGCAGUGGGAGCUUCCUUCAAAAGAGGCGGGUAUCGGAGUGCCAGUCUGUACUUCAGCACAGCUCGCAAAGAGCACAUCCUGCAAUACGGGACACUGUCCCAGGACGUUGAAAUCAUCAUCAAGGACGUCAUCAGGUCCAUCGAAAGAGGACAGGGCCCAUCGAAACUGAAGGACAGCUUUAACCUUCGAGACCUGGCCACCAUUGACCUGUCGCAGGAAUCAGAGGCCUUCCGCAUUGACUUCAACAUGGUGAUCUUGGGAUCCUUCUUCCUCACUCGGGAGAUUGAACUGUCUGCCACAUUACGCAGGCACGUGAGGCUGGAUGAAGCCCGCAUGACUGUGUCGUGGACUUUACCGGCGACCAAGACUUGCACACAAGGUGAACUCACGGAGAGGACCCACAAGUGCAUGUGCAAGACACUGCCACAGCAGCUCUGCCCGUACCACUGCAUGGUCGACACAUUGAUCUUGACCACACCUGCCUAUGAGAGAACAGAUGACGGACCACUCUUCUUUGAGGGAUACUCACACAUGUCAAAGGUUUACACCAUCGACGCCAUACGGGCAGUGCUCAAGAAGGCGAACAUCCCGACACAACGGGAAGGGGCCGAAGGAACAGUGGAACGGUUCCACGGCCAUUGCCUGCGGAUCAGCGGCUCACAAGCAUUGAUCCGGAUGGGAUUCAACACCACCCUGGUCAUGCUGCUGGGACGGUGGGGCUCCCAGGCCAUCCUGAGGUACAUUCAGGACAGUCCUUUGCAGGAACUCAUCGACGUCGAUGCUGAGUCUGAAGCUCGUGAACGGGGCAAGCCCAAGGCCUCUAUUGAACCUGAACUGAAGAAGCUCAAGACCGAACAGAAGUUCGUCAAAGAAGCAGUCACGUCACUGCAACAUCGCUGUGACGAGCUGGCACGAGAGGUGGCCGAGCUCAACACCACACCUCCCUACGUCGUGGGCAAGAAAGCACACCGACCAGAUCCAAGAGAGAAAGAACUGCCACCAAUGGCAUGGACCACAAGAUGUGGUUGCCGGGACACAUCAUCCUUUCUCCUUUUUUUUUCAAUUCGUAGAAGCCUGUCGCCAGCCAUGAGAGCCCUGAACCCCGACCUGGCUCAUCUGGCGGAAGAAGCCGGAGUGGACGGGAUCGUCCUCGACUACCUGCGCGCACGCAGGGCACUCUCCAUAGGAGUCCUGGGAUCCAUGGCCACCAACUGGGACGAGGUCGAUGCGAUCCUGGUCAAACCCCUCCUGGACGGGCACACCAUCGAGGGGGUCAAUCACCAGGUCCCAGAAGCUGACGGACCACUGGCGAAAGCACAGAUCAGGUACCUGUGGAAGAUCAGCUACGACCAGCUGGACAAGACAGCGGGCACACCAGCUCCGGUGACCCAGACACCGCCAACCCAGCCCAACACGAGCAGCACAAAGCAGCCACCGAAAGAGCUGCCGCCUGACAUCACCAGAGACCUCUUGGCCAGGUACGAGGACCAGAAGAUUGAUGGGACCCGUAGAGAGUUCCCGCAGAGAAUGCUGCUGGGAUGUGAAAAGAUACUGGCCAGGAUAUGGUGGGAGAUGGAGAACAGCAUGCACACUCCCAUCCAGCUGUAUGAACUCUUGUCCAGCAGAGUGUUCGAUGCCGCCGGGAACCCGAACCCGCUGGCACAAGCAGCGGAAACCAGCAAGAACAAGGUCACGCUGGACCUCACAUCGGGAUGCGGCACCGUCAACAUCACCGACGAUGUGCACUGGAGCCCCAAACGGGUACUGUCCCUACUGGAUGCAUUGGAGGCCAUAGAAUGGGCAUUGAUCUACCUACGCAUGGGGAGCGAAGCAGAGGUGAGAACGUGGAUCUCAUGGUGGCGAUGCCUGGUCAGGACGAAGACACAACGUCUUGAGCAGAUCAAGGCCUACUGGCUCGACGCCAACUGGAAGCUCUGCCUCGAGUUGAGGCAAGGCGGGAGCUCCAGCCAAAUCACCAAGAUGAUCAUGACAGAGCAACACUCACUCCAAGCGGCGCUCCAGAAGGAGAUUCCAGCCCCGAUGCCCAAGAUCAAGCCGCAGGCUCCAACCAAGCAGCCCAAGAACGAGCCAUACCGCACCAACCAGAACUAUGGCAAGGGCGGCACCAAGCGGUGGCAAGAAGAGGCACAGCACAGAGGCGACUUCAUGCAGGAUGACAUCAAUGACAUCAUCCAGCUGAUUGACACAUGGGACCCAGAAGAGAGAGCCAUCGUCCUCAUGUGUGCGGGACCGCCGUGCCCAGACUACUCCCGCAUCACUGAAGGUCCAGGCCGUGAGGGCACAGAGGGAAUCAAAUCCGAGCACUACGCUCAGUGGCAGAAGAAACUCGUGGCCCUCAUCGGAAAACGCAAAGCAGCCAGGCUCACCGAGAACGUGAUCCCCCACAGACGGGGAGACAUUCAAGACUUCGAGACCAAGCUCGGGCACCAGGCCAUCAUCUUCGACGCAGCCGAGUUCAAGAGGAUCUCGAGGCCAAGAGUCUGGUGGACGACCAUUGACUGGGAAGACCCCCAGGUGACCAAAGUGCUGGGGCAACACCUGACAUGGAAGAAACACUUUGGGACUCACAAAGUGUGCUGCCCACAGCCCAUCAGCGAAGUUCACAUACCUGAUGGCUGGAACGCCCCAGAGUGCUGGGCACAAGGCGACAUCAUGCGAUGCCUGACCACGCCAGCACCCACCGAAUCGGGCAGAGCAGCCCCAAGGUCCAGCAAAGGAAAGAUGGACUCUGCCACCUACGGCCGUUGGGUCAACGACAACAGGCAGUAUGCACCCUGGCACUACCACGAGAAUGUGCUGAUGGCCAACCAGAACAACAAGCUCGAGAUACCACCCAUCGAGACGAAGGAGUCACUACAUCACAUCCCCGUGGGAUACACAAACAGCAUGCCAGACAAGCAGAGACACAAGGCAGUGGCCAACAGCUGGCAUGUGGGGGUGGCGAGCUUGCUGAUCUGGAUCCUGCUACUCCAGGCCAGCGCGGCCCAUGCUGCAAGUCACAACACCGUGCCCAAGCCACAGCAGCACACCAACUUCCCCACGUUGGAAUAUCUGGCCCAGCGGUGGGGACAGCCCAACAUGUUGGGGCCCGCAACGGCCACAGCCACAGACAGCCAGCGGGUUGAGAAGAUCACCGACAUGUGGACCCACUGGAAGGAGGCACUGAGUCUCCCAGAUCCGGUCCAGGAACAGAUGCGGCUGGAGCCUCACUUGGAACGAACACUUCAGCUCCAACACGAACUGAGACAGGCACUCACUGACCUCAGACACAGAGCCUGUCAUGAAGUACGCCUUCUGGUCCAGGAUACUCAGCCUGACACGGACGAGUGGUACCACAACUUGAAGCCGCACAUCCAGAAGUUGUACGGCAGCCCAUCCACAUGCAUACAGGUGGUAGCCAUCAAACGCCUGGCAGAGAUCUUCAACUGGGGCGACCCCAUGCUCUUGCAGGAGCUGACGGUUGGAUUCCCAUUGCUGGGGACACUACAACCAGGUUGGGGUUGGCCCAAACGGACAGAUGAGAGAUACCAGAAUCCCAUCUCUCGCAGCCAGCUACACAGACUCAACGAAGAGUACAUUCAGACGAAGCUCCAGAAACACAAGUGUGAUCCUCACUGGAACACAAUGCUACAAGAAAUAGCCAACGAUGUCAAAUCCAACCGCAUGGAGGGCCCGUUCAAGGAGCCGACAUCAUGGCGGUGCAAGACAGUGGCGGCGCCUCAAUUUCAGCACACACAAGCCCUUCGGCCAGGACCCAGUGAACACCCCGUCACCAGCGUGGCCUUCUCCAUCACUCAAACAGGAGCAGAUGGACGAGAAAAAGUCCGCAGAGGUGAAGACUGGAGACGGGGACACCAGAAUGACACCAUUCAGGCCACUGACGCCCCGGUCAACCACAGGCCGAUCACAUUCACGGCCAUAGCUUCAGCCCUGGCCGGCAAACACAAGACAUCAUUGGUCUGGGGGACAGACCAAGAGGACGCAUAUCGUCAACUACCAGUGGAUGAGCCCAAUGACACAUGGGUGAUUUUGUUCACACCGACUGGAGCAACAUUGUGGAGACACAACGCACUGCUCUUCGGCGCCACCCCAUUGCGGAAAUUCCAUGCACUCUGGAGAUUUUGGAAGAAACGCCAUUUCCACGGUGAAUUGGGGGACAUUGGGGGACAAAGGGCGGUCAACAUGGAACAUCUU